CGAGAGAUCGGUCGCGGGGUGUAAGAGACGAGGAGGUCUUCGUAUACUCGGCGCUCCGGAUUCACGUUCACCAGUCGCGCGCGUGGUGCCGAUCACGCUUGAUCACAAACCGAUCGCUCGAUCACAGACCGGAUUUCCGAAACUGACCGGACCGUUCACAGAUAAGCCAGGAACAUAACAGGAAAAGUAAACGACGCGAUUGACGUCGAACUUUCGUCUUCAGACAAGAGAAAGGAGUAGCCAUCAGCCGGCAUGAGAACGUGCGUGAUCCUGUGCACGAUCGCGUUGGCGAUCGAUCUGGCGAACAGUCUGGCGAGCGACAAGAUCGAUAUACCUAUCCCAUGCGCAAACACGUCAGAUUGUAGUAGCAUGUCGGAGCUUCCGAGGGAUGCUUUUUGUAAAGACGGAUAUUGCAUGUGUCCAACCGAAGACAUUGGCGUCCGGAGACCUUGCUCAGGCCUCGAUACAUUUACACACCAGAAUAGAAUUCCAGGUCCGCUGGUUUAUCGAACGUGCAAACACGAUCAAGAGUGCAAUUUCCAGGGUGCAAUAUGCAACUAUACUAUUAAUCAAUGCGUUUGCUCAAAGAGCUACGUGCCAGCGAGCAACAAACAACGUUGCGUCGAAAAAGUCAAUUCGAUAAACGCUUCUUGCGAAGAUAUAAAUCAGUGUUUAACGUUCCUGCAGAAUACAGUUUGUGAAAAUGGUAAAUGCGUUUGCGCGCCUGAUUAUCAUUACAUAAACAAUAAGUGUUGGAAAAUAAUCGGGUAUGGUGAAUCGUGCAAGAAGAACGAGGAGUGCUCGAGGGAUAUCGACGGCAUUAUCUGCACGGAGAACCAGACGUGUGAAUGCGCGGCCGAAACAGUGCUGAAUACGGAAGGCACAAAAUGUUUGCCGGUCGCCAGAAAGAUGAAGGAUGAAUGCAUAGAGACGGUACAGUGCACAACGACGUUUGAGCACUCGACCUGCCUUGACAAGAUAUGCCAAUGCGAGCCGGAUUUUCAUUACGAGCACGAGCUAAUGAAGUGCUUCCCCAAUAAAGCGAUCAACGAGGCAUGCGCGAACAAUUACGAGUGUUACCAGGCCGAAGACUACGAGAACGAUUCGUCGAACAAGUCUGUGGUGUGCGAUCUCAACAGAUGCACGUGCGCCAGCGAUUACGUCUUGCAAGACAACAAAUGCGUGAGCGGCGGUUCAUUCCUGGUAGCGUCCCUGUCGAUAAUCGCUUCUGCGAUAGCGCUGCUUGUACUUUCGUGAAGCACAAAAUAGCAACUGGAUGUCGUUGAAAGUUAAUGGAGUUUGAUAAUCGUAAUGCCGUGCGUUCACAAGAAAAGCCUAAUCUCGAGGAGGAAGAAACGCAAAUAAGAGCGCCGUGACUCGAGAAGGAAAGUCAUUCUCGAAUUAUUUACUUGUGGGUUGUAAUUAUUCAUAUUAUCGUAAGGCUCUUAAGGAAAGUCUCGCAAAUUUCUCACAAGUAUUAAAAAUAUUUCGUUAAUGCGUACUUGUCUUGAGCAAACGGUGCCUCGAGAUACAUGCAAUUUCAAAUGAGUUGCUUGUACAAAUGUGUGCGUGCACGUGUAUUCGUGAGAAUGUCAUGAUGGUAAUGAAUGAGUGAGUGAGUGAGUGUGUGAGAGAGAGAAAUGAGAUGUUUAAGUCCUGAUAAGAGAUUACAACUUAAUUGCGUAUACAGAUCUAAGUAAUCGUACCUGCAGUCAAUCCGUGAUAUAUUCAAAAUACAGUACGGUAAUAUAUUUAAACGGUACAUUCAAAAUUAUGGAUAAUUGUGAUAUUUCUUCAGGGCACAGCGUAAAAAGUCGACAGUAUUCAUCACUUUUAUUUUCGUCGUUAAUCACCAAGGCUGUAAUACAUUGUACGUUGCGUAAAACCGGACGCAUGGAAAAAAAAACAGCGCGGAAAUGAAACAAUAUCAACGCCAUUGUAAUUGCGCAGCAAAAUACUCGCGGCGAAGGCAACGGCUUGAACUAGGUGCACCGAUAUGUUCAAAGCCUUCCACUCGCGUGCAUUUAAUUAACGAGGUUAUUAAUAUGCGGAUGCUGAUGUAUUCUGUAGCGCUACUGCUCCUUAGAGCGAACUGCAAACUGGAUGGAAUUCACGAGCGCGAAAGAAAACUUAAGUUGUUUGAAAUCUUUAUAUUUUCUCAUAUUUUUCCUUUCGGAUCAGAUCACAGUAUAUGCACAAUGUUUAAAUAACUUUUUAUUAUUAUUAUGCAAUUGUUUAAUGAAAAAUAGUAGAAAAAUGAAGUUAACAAUAAUAGCAUUUCUUUCUUUUCAAUAUAUAUUUAUUACUUCGAUGUAUAAAUUUAUAUAUAUGGUUUUAAAAAGCAAAAUGUCAAAUUUUCACAGAAUGUUUGUAUAUACACAUUGUAUAAAUUUUAUAUUCAUGUAUACAAAUAAUAUAAAUAGCUUUGAAAUUCUGAUACUUUUUCAGAAUCAAGCGAAUUAAUAUAAACUUUAGUAUUCUUUUGCACUUAUCCAGUCGAUAUUGAAAUUAUUAUCGCAUUAUUUUAAUUAAAACUUUG
Pogonomyrmex barbatus (red harvester ant) is the source of this 2539-nucleotide messenger RNA. RefSeq lists its product as uncharacterized. NCBI's taxonomy places the organism in Eukaryota, Metazoa, Arthropoda, Insecta, Hymenoptera, Formicidae. The record is from RefSeq and is a predicted model, not a curated record.